CUGGGUUGUGCUAUGUGCUGCUGUUUGUGACUGUUCCUGCAACUGCAGCAAAAAGUAAACAAAGGGGGGAUGAAGUGUUUGUUCGUUUAUGUGAGCAUAGUAACUAAAUAAUGACAUAAAAGUAUUCCAUGUUACUCAAUAUGUUUUUCUGUGAGUGUUGGCGCUCCAGUUGACGUGUUCAAUACCCAAUGUUAAUUUCGAAGCAUUGUUCUUGGAACGAAAGGCUAUUGAUUUGAAAGAAAUUAGGCGGGUAACGCUACACUUCUCUGUGUAAUGGUUUUGAAAGCUAACAAUGGGAAUCUUUUCCUUCAUGACUCUAUGCUGGCAUCAAAAUGGUUUUAGCGACGUGCAAGUGAAAAGGGACGACCAGUUUGUGGGACAAGACUGUGGGUACUUGUGAGGACAAAAUACAAACAACGAAUGCAUGGAUCGAAGCUUGCAAAGAACUGAACGAAGGCUUUGAACGGAUGUUUGACAAAGACAGAGGCGACUACGGUGACUGAGCAACACGAUCUAUCGGCCUACUGACGUACUGAGCAAAACGUGAAGCUGGUGGUUUCCUGUUCCGUCACAGCUGGGGUUGCCGUUAAUUAAAGGGGCAUCCGAGUCGACUCUGGGGCACGAUGGAAGCGGGUCUGCCAUCUGCAGCGCAGGAGCAGAACUGUGUAAGAAUGAAGACUGGGCUACCCGAAAAUGCGCGACAAAAGCAAUCAGGAAUAUCACUGACUGGACACAAUUUCCAGCCAUGCCCAAUGGAACACGAUUUUACAGUGGGUGGGGAGUUGGAUUCUGUGACAAUAAAGAUGGAGGAGAGUGACAAUUCGGAACAGGAGGAGAGUGAGAAUUCUGAACACACCAGUGUGUCUGGAAAACUACAGGAGCCGAACUGUCUAAGAGUGAGGAGUGAGCAACCCGAUGUUGUUGGUGACGAUGUGCGACAAAAGAUCUCCCUUCCUCGGAAACAAUUUGAAGACGUUCCGGAAAUCGAACCGGCUUCCUCCCGCACCGAGGGUAGCCACAUUGACCGCCCAUCUGUGGAGCCGGAUUUUGUGUUUGUUGGAGUGAAGCAGGAGCCAUUGGAAGACCGAGAAGCUGACGAAUUCUUGCCACAGGAACCCGAGUGUAUUAUCGUGCAGGGAGAAGAUCUGUGUCAUGACGCCUUGCAAACUGGAGCACUACGACCCAGACAGGAACCUGAGUGUAUUAUCGUGCAGAAAGAAGUCGAUGACGUGCUACCCAGACUUCUGGAAACCACACAGGUACACGGGAAUGGGGCGCGGCAGAAGCCGGCGCGUAACCCGGGAGGAGCAGCUGAAGAGGAGGAGAUGAUUCUCGGCCUGGAGCCGGAGAUGGAGUGGGUACACGAGAAUGGGGCGCGGCAGAAGCCGGCGCGUAACCCGGGAGGAGCAGCUGAAGAGGAGGAGAUGAUUCUCGGCCUGGAGCCGGAGAUGGAGUGGGUUCUUCCAGUCGGACCUGCCAGUGAUGAGCCCUCGAGCGACCCCCUGGCUUCUGAAAGAGAAGUGAUACCCGAUUCCAUGAAUGAGGGAUUUUAUCCAACGGGGUGGAGCCACACGUUGGACGAGAACCGGUGGGCCGCUUCGGGAGAAGCGGAUUACGACCGUCCGGCUUUCGUUACCGCGAACGGCGGAGGUCCGUCGUACAGUAGUUUCGUGUCGAGGACCUGCAGGAGCGACGGGAAGGAAACGGUGCAGCAGGCGUUCAGGUGCGACUCGUGCUCCGCCAUCUUCUCGACCAAGUACCACCUGGUCAAUCACGUGUUCCUCCACAUCCGGGAGGUGCCUCCGCCGUCGCACGUGUGCAGGCGGUGCGGAGAAGUGUUCUGCGACACCGCAUCCCUCAUCGACCAUUCGAAGGGUCACGAGAAUAACCUGCGGGUGCCCGCGGUCUCCUCGAAGUGGAACAGGGGAGACUCCGGCAGACCUUCCAAACACCAGAAGAAGCGCAGGAUUCGGAAACGCCCCGACACCAAGCCCCACGUCUGCGACCUGUGCGGUAAAGCUUUCCCCCUCGUCGGGAGCCUGAAGUCGCACCAGCGCACGCACUCCGGCGAGAGGCCUUACGGGUGUGACCUCUGCGGGAAGACGUUCGUGCAGGCGGUCCACCUGCGGAACCACAGAGUGACGCACACGGCCGAGAAGCGCCACUACUGCGAGUUCUGCGGGCGGCCGUUCGCUCUCCUCCACACUCUCAAGGUGCACCUCCGGAUGCACACGGGGGAGAACCCGUACCGCUGCGAGAUUUGCGGCGAGUGUUUCAACUUGCUCGGGAAACUCAAGACGCACAAGCAGAUCCACACCGGGAAGAAGCCGUACAAGUGCGACGACUGCGGUAACUGCUUCUCCGCCCCGAACAGCCUGAGGCGGCACAGGCGGAUGCACUCCGGCGAGAGGCCGUACAGCUGCGACGUGUGCGGCGAGUCGUUCAUGUGGUCGGCCACCCUGCAGAGGCACAAGCAGCUGCACACGGGGGAGAAGCCGUUCAAGUGCGACUUGUGCAGCAGCUCGUUCGCCGAGCUCGGCGGCCUCAACAGGCACAUGCGCAUCCACACGGGGGAGCGGCCGUACGCCUGCGGCGUCUGCGGCGCGUCCUUCUCGGCGACGAACCAACUGAAGCGCCACCUACACAGGCAGCACGUCGAAAACCCGCCUUGAAAGUCCGAACCGGGUCGGAGCUCGGCACCCUCGGCAAUCUCUAGUUUCGCGCGUGACGUCUCGCGUCCCGAUGCCGGACACUCCUUCGCGGGCUACGGAGACUCGGUAGCUUCUAGCUGAGCGAGCCGACCCGUUCGGACCUGUCGACGUAACAGUUGUGAGCUCGUCGAACCACUUCGUAAGAUAGUGCAGUCGUGCAGGUGUGUGUUCCGGAGCCUCUGUUGUGUAAGAGUUAGUGCUUGUCGCUUUAUUUAACACUCGCGUCUGCAACUUGUCUAAUUCCGAUCCUUGUUCUUUGCUGUUAACAUUUGUUUUGUACUUUUGAAUUUCUGUGGCCUCUUGUCCGUCCUGACACAGUAAUGCUCGGAUCCUGAUAAAACUGUGCGACUGGAGAAAUGAAUUUGGUUCUGUCCUAGGCCCAGUGCACCUUCAGCUAUUGUUCAUUUGUCCGUGUUGCCCAAACAACAGUUGCUGUUAUGUUCUUUAAGUAUGAUGUUAAAUUCUUCUGUUAGGAGUCCUUUUGCACACCUGAUUGCCUGUGCCAGAGGUUUUAUAUACUCCUGCCACGAAGAGUGGUGGGCUUAUUCAGAUAUCGACUCACUUGUCAGUUUAUUAUUUCCUGUGAUCUGGGUUGCUUUUACGAAUGGGUAGAAAACUUUUCCUCAGUUUGUUCUUUCCUGUCAAAAGCUUCAGAUCAUUUAGGAUGACAUCUGCUACUUAUCGCUCUCUCGUGGACACGUGCUCCGAUAUUUCGUAACUGCGAAGGUCGUGUGCUCGCCGCUUGCCACAGUAGGAUUGUAUAAAAUCUCGUGCACUUUGCAACAUUCUCCCUUUCAGUUAAUAAAAUGUUUUUGCUGCAAAUUGUUGCUCUCGAGUCCUCACAUGUGACAGCACAGUUUAUAAAUUGAACUGGUGAGUUGGAAAAGGGCUCAUGUCCCAAAAAGGAAAUUUUUCAGGAGACACAAAAAACCGUUUUACUGCACAGUGGGUUUAAAUAUGGUGUUGUCGAGUUUUUGUGUAGCAGGUGGUCCCAGGGUGAAACAGUAUACAUAAUUACAAUACACUUUAGCCACCAAUGUGGUCAGUAAUCCAGUUUGAAUGUACUCAAGAUGACCUUUUUUCGAAUCUGAUGAUGCUGGUUAGGCAAGUAGCAAUUUUGCAGCAGGAAGGUUGUGUUAUAGGUUAUAUUAUUCAUCUUCAUUGUAGCAAUAAAAGAAUGUACUGUGAGCAUAAAGGUUAAUUCAUAAUGUACCCAGUAUACAACCGCAAACAAAAUACAGCAGGACAGACAAUAGUGGGUAUGCUUCAUCUUUAUCCUGUCCAUCCUUUACUGGUCACAGGCAGAUACUGUUAUAAAAUGGUUUCUGCUCAUCAGGUAUGUAUCAUAUAAUUUUCAUUACAUCAUCUAAUUUCUUCUUUUUUAUUAGAACAAGUCUACCAUAUGCUUGUUUAUAUGGACAUGGCCGCUUCUGUAACUCAGUACCCAUCUAACGAACACUUAUAUUCGUGGGAGGGAUAUGACCCCUUGUUAUAUACCAAACAAUGUGUACAGACAUAAAAAUGAUUUUGGUGGUGUUAAGCCAGAGUAAACCAACUACAAAUUUUUCUAUUUGGCAUAAUCAGCUUUUAACUUCCAGACACUAUUGUAAAUCAGAUAGUUUAUACUGUGACUCAAAUUGGGGUAAAUUACAUUUAUUAAAUGUGUUUAUCAAUGUUUAUUGCAUUUUAAACUUUAAGCACACUUAAUGAUGUACAGACAUUAUUAUAAUCACAAUUAUCAACAUAAAAUUUGGAGUAGAAGUUAAGAGUUACUUCAUUACUUAUUUAAAUAGGUUUAUACCAGCACGUUCUAUAUUUAAAUAGUUAUAAAUUCAUCAGCAGAUGUUACUUUGUAAAGUACCAAACCAACACCAUACAGUUGAAGCUAAUUAUUAUGUCGUAGAUCAGUUCUGCACUUGUUCCUUAAAUGCGUCUAUGUACAGGACACUUUAUCCAGACAUUCACUGUUAUCAAAAUCUCCACUCUCUUCACUGCUACUUGGCAAAUUCUUAUAAAAGCCAUGACAUAUUGGAGAAAUGAGACAGAGUAUAUAUUUAAAAUCUUGUAACUGUGGAGCAGUUAGUGGUUUCCCUUCAGGGUGUUUAACUUUCAGAAUGAUAUUGUGAGGUUCAGCUGUUCAGCCUCGGAUCCUUUUGGUAAACGUAACCUCACGACACUCCCAUUUUUUCAUUGUGAGUGUAUCUGAAUUCCAGUACAUUCACAUUUUGAUGGCAGAUAACAAUACAUCCAAUACUCAUCCAUGAUGAAGGGUGGCCAUCAACUUUGUUUCUAAGGGUUAAUGCUGAUGUAAUGUUUUCUGAACAAUAAAAGUCUUUUGUUUCUA
Molecule: messenger RNA, 5055 nt
Organism: Schistocerca cancellata (South American locust)
Lineage: Eukaryota; Metazoa; Arthropoda; Insecta; Orthoptera; Acrididae
Product: zinc finger protein 879-like
Exons: 16
Coding region: 624-2672 (682 amino acids)
Biological process (GO): regulation of immune system process; negative regulation of transcription by RNA polymerase II; regulation of cytokine production
Molecular function (GO): RNA polymerase II cis-regulatory region sequence-specific DNA binding; DNA-binding transcription factor activity, RNA polymerase II-specific
Source: RefSeq, a predicted model, not a curated record